Parus major (Great Tit) is the source of this 949-nucleotide messenger RNA. RefSeq names its product secreted phosphoprotein 2 (gene SPP2). Gene Ontology annotation, biological process: bone remodeling. Lineage: Eukaryota; Metazoa; Chordata; Aves; Passeriformes; Paridae. Bases 66 to 629 code for a protein of 187 amino acids. The transcript is spliced from 7 exons. The record is from RefSeq and is a predicted model, not a curated record. Gene Ontology annotation, cellular component: extracellular region.
AGGGAUGUGCACUGGGAUUCGUUGCUUGGAAAGGGAAAAGACUGGAGGAUUUUGAAAGACACACUAUGAAGAUCCUAAUUUUUGUCCUCACACUGAGUGUUUUCUCAUGUUCAGGGUUUCCAGCAUAUGACUAUGACCUCCCUGUCACAGAAGAGGCUCUCAAUGCUUCCAUUGCACGGAUCAAUUCCCAGUCAUGGAGCAGAAACCUGUAUGGUGUUGUCAGGAGCCGAGUCAUGGGAGUGGACAUGUGGGACAGCAAUGCUUACAGGUUAGAUCUGCAGUUCAGCAUCCGUGAGACUGUGUGCAGCAAAGCUUCAGGGAGAGACCCCUUCACCUGUGACUUCAGAACUGGGCCUUUCGUGCCCACUGCUUCCUGCAGGAGUGUUGUGGAAGUCUCCGGGGAGCUGAUUGCCAACAUCACCGUGAGGUGCCAUCGCGGUACAUUCAGCUCUGAAUCGAUGAGCAGCGAGGAGGUGAUGCAGGUGCCAAUAAUGAUCCCUGACAGGCGAGGCAGCACUCACAGGGAAGAUGAUGACUUUGCUCCUGAAGCCUUCCCUUCAAGGGGAAGAGGCAGCAGCCGUGGAGACUGGAACAAACCCAGCUACUUCAGCCCUGACAAGAUGGAAUAACUUGAUUUGGUAGAUUGGAGAAUGAGAAGAGUCAAGAUUCAAAGAUCCAGCAUGGGAAAAAAGAACCUGAUGCCUUGGCCUUUCCUUUUUGGUGGAAAAACUGUUCUUCCAUGGAGUGAGAGUCUUUCCCCAAACUCACUUUCUGCUCUCAUGGCAAUUGGAGAAUUCAUGAAUUCAUGAUUCAGUCAUGAGAUGCUAAAUACACCCUCAUCCAUCGAUAGCCCUUCUGAUGUGUUAAGUCUCCCUGGGAGAACUCGAAUUUAACGUGUCCAGGACAUUUCCACAUCCCAUAAUGAUGCUAUUAAAAGCUCGUUAUUCCA